AUGCUGGCCACUUUGUUCGUUUCUGCCCUGGCCUGGAGUCAGCUCGCGCAAGCACAUGGAACAAUUACCAGAGUCAUAGGCGCCAAUGGUGUGGUUAUGCCUGGACUCACUGUUCUUGACGGUACUCCUCGAUCAGUUACCUCUGCUGCCUCUGGCGGACAGGUAGAUACCAGCGUGAUCCGUGACCCGGAGCUUGGUAGCAGUAAAGCCUCCGCACUUGGUCGAACUAGCAAAGGUCCGGUCGAUCCUGCUCGCGUCAUCAAAACGUUCAUGCAAGGUCUCUCGAGUCGAUCCCUUGCUGAUAGCAUCCUUGGAGGAGGAGAAGAAGCCACGAGAGAGGCCGUAUCUUUCGUAACCGGGAAUGCCGGCGCAGUUAUAAAUGGCGUACAAGACGGAGUCGAAGGCUCCCCGGUGGGUGGCUUGGCUCUAGAGGCUGAGCACGGGGUCAAUGGUCUUCUAGAUGAUUUCUUCCAAACCGCGAAGGGAGUUCCAUCUCCUCGUGGAUAUAUCGAAGAUAGCGUCCAGAAGUGUGCUGGCGCUGGUGCGAAGUCUGGUUUACCGACUACUGCAUCUGAUGGAACUCUCAAGUUGAUCUAUCAUCAGGUUAAUGAAGACGGUGCUGGCCCCCUGCUGGUAGAUAUUGACUUUACCUCGGGAGGGACUGAUCCAUCAGCGUUCGAGUCUGCCUCCGUUGUACAGAAUAUUGUCGGCGUAUUGGGCUUCUCUACCGGAAGCUCGACUGACUUUCCGGUAGUUGUCAAAGUGCCUGCCGGUAAAGCAUGCUCUGGAACUGUGGCCGGUGUUUCUGGUGUGUGCAUUGCAAGGGUGCGAAACAGUGCUACUGCUGGUCCUUUUGGCGGCGCAGCGGCCUUUACUCAUCACCCCAAGGCUGCAAAGGCGAAGCCUUCCAGCGCAAAGUUCCGUCACCGCCAUGUCUAG
Molecule: messenger RNA, 939 nt
Organism: Fusarium poae
Lineage: Eukaryota; Fungi; Ascomycota; Sordariomycetes; Hypocreales; Nectriaceae
Exons: 6
Coding region: 1-939 (312 amino acids)
Source: RefSeq, a predicted model, not a curated record